CGUUCAGUCAUGUGUGCCAAUAACACUGAUUGAUUAGUGAGCAUAUGCGAGAAUGCCUUAUGCUAAACCUUUUACAUAAGACAUAUUCUGCAUAAUUAUCUGAGCUUUUAAGGAUUUUAGCCGUUGUUUCUCCGCCUGCUUUUGGUAGGCCCUUUCACCCAGUUGUCCUCCCUAUAUAAUACCUACUCUGGUUUUCUUCCUCCUUCUCAGAACCAAGCCAAUAUCCACCAUUCCCUUCAAAAACUUCUGCUCAUUGGUUGAAUAUACAGAUUAUAAAACCAUGCAAGCCAGAGAGGUUUCUGAACUGAAUUAUCAGUUUCAGGUCCAUUCAAACCCAUACCCAUACCCAUCUCAUUACAGCCCUAUGCAGAACAAUAUAUCAACGUUCCAGCUUCAAAGAUUUGCCAACCAGCUAUACAAUUUCCAAAACCCUCCUCAAGUUCAGGACUUUAGUCCCCAAUCAUCGUGUCUGAGCAGCAAUUAUUCCACCUCUGAUGAAGCAGAUGAGCAACAGCAGAACCUCAUCAUCAACGAGAGGAAGCACAGGAGAAUGAUAUCGAACAGGGAAUCUGCCCGCAGGUCACGCAUGAGGAAGCAGAAGCACCUGGAUGAGCUGUGGUCGCAGGUAGUGUGGCUAAGGAAUGAGAAUCAUCAGUUGAUAGAUAAGCUGAACCAUGUGUCGGAGAGCCACGACCGCGUGGUUCAAGAGAAUGCUCAGCUGAAAGAUGAAGCUUCGGAGCUUCGUCAGAUGUUGAAGGACAUGCGGCUCAACAGUCCCUGCCCUUCCUUGAGCCCUCUGGAAGAUGUCCUCUGCAGCUCCUCGUACCUUGGACCUGAUUCCUCCAACCAAUCCUUAACCACCUCGGUCGACCUGCUUGGCUGAUUUGGAAACGAAGGGCAGAGAUUUUUGCUGUCUCUUCUGAUUAUCUUUGUCUUUGGUUCCUCUGUCUGUGUGAAAUAGUAUGAAAAAAUAGUAGUCUUUGCCUCCUUUUUUUAAGCUCUGGCGUGAGCUGAUGAAUGGCAAUAACAUCUUUUUUUAGUAUCUUUGUUAAAA
Prosopis cineraria is the source of this 1054-nucleotide messenger RNA. RefSeq names its product basic leucine zipper 43-like. Bases 281 to 883 code for a protein of 200 amino acids. The transcript has a single exon. The record is from RefSeq and is a predicted model, not a curated record. Gene Ontology annotation, biological process: regulation of DNA-templated transcription. Gene Ontology annotation, molecular function: DNA-binding transcription factor activity. NCBI's taxonomy places the organism in Eukaryota, Viridiplantae, Streptophyta, Magnoliopsida, Fabales, Fabaceae.